CUCAGUUCCGAUUUCCGAACUAAGUUACAGGCGAUUGAGCCCAGGAUCCGGCAUGGCCACGAACCCACGCAAAAGGAAACUUAGCAUGGUGACAAACACAUCCGAAGAUGCGAUUCCUGGUCCAUCGGAUGAGACCCAGUUGCUUCAUCAGUCCGUAGCUAGCUUAUUUGCUGCGAAGGACCUAUUCGACCCGAAGUGCAAGUGGCCCGAUGAUUUCUAUGAUCCAUCCAAGCGACAUCAUCGAGCCCCGCUGAAGUUUAAGUAUAUCGACUAUUUCAACCUAGAUAGUGGAAUUUUAAUGUAUGACUCAACAGCUGGCUCUCCACUUUUGGACCCUCAGAAACACCCCGAGUGGAUAUAUCCUUCCCAAAUCCGUGCUUGGGUUGCAGCGUGUGACAGCAGACAUGGAACUCACUGCCAGUCCUCUCGACGAGACCAGACCUUACCCUCAUGGCUAAUCGACUGCGAAGCCGCCUGCAUCGUGGGGGCAACGGUGGAAAUGCCCUAUGUUGCUCUAAGUUAUGUGUGGGGACCGACGUCUUCUGGCGUAGUAUUGAGGGAAAAUCUCCUCAACUUCCAAAAUAGCGGAGCUUUGAUGGACAAUGCAAUUUCCACGACGAUCCGAAAUGUCAUUGCGAUACUCCCUAUUAUUGGAGAGCGAUAUUUAUGGGUCGACCGACUCUGCAUCAUUCAGGAUGAUGAUGACAACAGCAAAGCGAGAAAUAUCAACAGCAUGGCGUCCAUCUAUUCCAAUGCCCACAUGACCCUCGUGGUUGCCAUCGGAGAGGAUGCUAAUCACGGCUUGCGAGGCUUUCAUAAGAUCACACCGCCUUUAGAGCGUCAGUCGACGAGCAUGUCAUUGACAGCUCAUCAGCUUACUCGGGUGCCCAUAUUGACGCGGACUAAAUGGUAUUCCAGAGGCUGGACCCUCCAGGAGAUUGUAUUUUCGCGCCGGACGCUCUUCCUCACCAGCGACGGUGCGUUCUGGGAAUGUCAUUGCCGCACCUGGAGCGAGGACUCGACACCGGACGAGGUCAAUGGGUGGGCCUCAAAGUGCUCGAGGGAAAAAGCGGAUAUUUUCAGAGACUCAUACAUGCAGCCUCUAUCCUGGCCCAAUCUUCACAUGUACCUUCAACUUGUGGCAGCAUACAACAACCGCGAUCUCACCUUCGAUUACGACAUCCUCCCCGCGUUCGCUGGAAUUACGACGACUCUAAGCCCUUCUUUUCCAGGUGGUUUUCUGUUCGGGAUGCCAGAACUCUUCUUCGACGUUGCACUGCUAUGGAGGCCAUUAGGACCCUCUCGGAGACGGAGGUCAACAGCGCCUGGAGAGCAGAAUCCAACAUCGAAACUACACAGUGUUGCCUUUCCGAGUUGGUCUUGGGUUGGAUGGCAGACUGAAGUUGACCCUUUGAGUUGGAAAUGCGGCUACGACUACAUCAAGAAUACCCGCAUUAAGAGAUCGGGUGAGGUUCCUAAUGGAUGGUCCCGGUAUUCACUGCCGUUUGAAGGACCCGGCGAGGUAGAUUAUGUACACUCUUCACACGUCGGAACUCGAUUUCGAUUUCCAAUACCGCUGGCUUCGGGUACCGCCCCCGUCCUCUCUACAUCAGAAGAUUACGGUCAUUUACUGAUCUGUAAAACCAAAAGGGCAUAUUUUCGGAUGGCAGAGCUACAGCAUGGUCGGAUUGUUACAUCUGUACUGGAUGAAGAUAGCAAAUGGGUUGGAGUCGUACGGUUGCACGUGGAAAAGAAACAGCUCGAACCACUGGGAAGCCAGGACAAACUAGUCGAGCUCCCGAAGCAAAUUCCGGGUGAGGAAACAUGGCACAUAAGGGAAUUCAUUGAGAUUUCUGAAGGGACCGCCUCGAACUCUGCAUACGAGGCGGGAUUUCUGGAGGAAUGGAAGUUCAAGGAACGUCCACGAGAUUCAGAGUUUUACGAGUUUGUCAACGUCUUGUGUAUUUCACGUCAUGAGGGUAUCUGCUAUAGGGAAGGUCUUGGUCGGGUCUUGAAGAGUGCUUGGUGUCGGCAGGAUCCAGAGAGCAUUGAGGUGAUACUGGGUUAGUGAGAGAUGUGAGCCUUAAGGUAAGAUACUCCUAGUGUGAGCAAGAAAUACUCAAGGUAUUCAUACUACUCAUGAAUAUUCAUGAGUAGUCUUGAAUAGAAUAUGAGUAGCGUAAAACUCAAAAAAUUUGAGUAGAGUAGAAUAUAUAUUCAUGAAUAUUCAUGAAUAGUCACGUGGAAAUCACGUGAUUUUAGUAAAUCGAUAUAUAUUUAAUUUUUUAAAAAAGAACUAAGG
This is a messenger RNA of Hyaloscypha bicolor E, 2302 nucleotides long. RefSeq names its product HET-domain-containing protein. NCBI's taxonomy places the organism in Eukaryota, Fungi, Ascomycota, Leotiomycetes, Helotiales, Hyaloscyphaceae. The transcript has a single exon. The record is from RefSeq and is a predicted model, not a curated record. The coding region runs from base 53 to 2068 and encodes 671 amino acids.